UCUUUGUCCCAAGGUCGAGGACUUAGAUUAUGAAGGGGGAAUGCCGUACGGACCUCCAGAGGGCCACCCUCUUCACACCGUUUUGUUGGAUGCGAAUUGGUUCCGCAUGCGCGAUUCAAAUUUAUAUCCGUGGUCGAAAUUUGUGCCCAAAUGGCAGUCGGACUGGCCAGGACUGCGUACCUUUCGUGUGAAUGAGGUAUGGAGUACCUUGAAAGCGUAUCAGAAUCUCCCAACGAAUGCGCAACUGAAAUCGCUAGGUUUGAUCACCUUGGAGGACGCUAGGGGCGAACCAUGUACAGAUUACAUCGAAAGAAUGGGACCUGAGGAGAAGGAAUUGUGGCGGCAGUGGUGA
This is a messenger RNA of Acaulospora colombiana, 352 nucleotides long. Lineage: Eukaryota; Fungi; Glomeromycota; Glomeromycetes; Diversisporales; Acaulosporaceae. The record is from the annotation of a GenBank genome assembly.